AUGGCGUCUGGGAUGGUCGGAGGAGGCGGAUCCUUGUCGGAGGUAUAUAGUAGCGCGAAAAGGAUUCUACUCAGGGCUCGAGAUGGAAUCGAGAGGUUGGAGAGGUUCGAAUCCGCUGCUCCUAUGGAUUCUUCCGAUCUGGUUUCUUCCGUGAAACGAGACAUUACUGAGGUCCAAUCUCUCUGCUCCAACAUGGAUGGUCUCUGGCGAUCAAUCUCCGUUAAAUCACAGCGCGAUCUCUGGAGGAGAAAGACUGAACUAGUUGGAGAAGAGGCAGAGUAUUUGAACCAAAGUCUGGAAAAAUACAUGUGGAGGAAUCAGAGAAGGAUGUUGGAAGCUAAAGAGAAGGCUGAUUUGUUAGGCAGAGCGAGUGGAGAGGGAGCUCACAUUUUGCAAAUAUUUGAUGAGGAAGCUCAAGCAAUGGACUCCGUGAAGAAUUCAAAGAGAAUGCUAGAAGAUUCGUACGCAAGUGGUGUUGCUAUACUCUCCAAAUAUGCUGAACAAAGGGAUCGUUUGAAGAGGGCACAGCGUAAAGCUUUGGAUGUUCUGAACACCGUAGGGCUCUCCAACUCUGUACUGAGGCUCAUUGAGAGGCGGAAUCGUGUUGAUACAUGGAUCAAAUAUGCCGGUAUGAUCGCAACAAUUGUCGUAUUGUAUCUGUUCAUAAAAUGGACACGGUAA
This is a messenger RNA of Arabis nemorensis, 681 nucleotides long. Lineage: Eukaryota; Viridiplantae; Streptophyta; Magnoliopsida; Brassicales; Brassicaceae. The record is from the annotation of a GenBank genome assembly.